CAUGCGCCAUGUUCACGUGACUUUGAGGUCGGAAGUGACAGUCGGAUGACUUGGGUCACGUGGUUUUUGAUAGAGGCUUGCUAAACAGAAAAUCUGUAAGUAGUAGUUGGAACUAGAAGACUUGAAAACUCAAAGCAUUAGGACGAAGGCGGCUUUUAUCACCGUGGUAUUUAAUUGUCACCAUGCAGAACGUCAUCAAUUCUGUGAAAGGCACAGCUCUAGGGGUAGCUGAGUUUCUAACGCCCGUCCUGAAGGAAUCCAAGUUUAAAGAAACUGGAGUUAUAACUCCAGAGGAGUUUGUUGCUGCAGGAGAUCAUCUAGUUCAUCACUGCCCCACAUGGAAAUGGGCAUCAGGAGAAGAAGCAAAGGUGAAACAGUACUUGCCAAAUGACAAGCAGUUUCUGUUAACCCGUAAUGUUCCAUGUUACAAGCGUUGUAAACAAAUGGAGUACUCCGAUGAGCUGGAGGCCAUUAUAGAAGAGGAUGAUGGAGAUGGAGGAUGGGUUGACACAUAUCAUAACUCUGUGGCUGGUGUGACUGACGCAGUUCGUGAAAUCUCAUUGGAUAACAAAGACAAUAUGAACAUGAAUUUGCACAUGGGCAGUGGAAAUAGUGAUGAUGAUGAUGAUGAUGAUGAUGAAGUAGAAGCAGCAGAUAUGAAAGAGUAUGAAGAAAGUGGGCUUUUGGAAACCGAUGAGGCCACUCUUGACACAACAAAAAUGGCAGAUACAGCUAAAUGGAAGGCUGAGGCAAGCGGAGAAGAUGCCAUUCUACAGACAAGGACCUAUGAUCUAUACAUAACUUAUGACAAGUACUAUCAAACUCCUAGGCUGUGGCUGUUCGGAUAUGAUGAGGAAAGACAGCCUCUCACUGUUGAUCAGAUGUAUGAGGACAUCAGCCAGGACCAUGUGAAGAAAACAGUCACCAUUGAAAACCACCCACACCUGCCUCCUCCUGCUAUGUGCUCUGUACAUCCAUGCAGACAUGCUGAAGUGAUGAAGAAGAUCAUUGAAACUGUGGCUGAAGGUGGAGGAGAGCUUGGGGUUCAUAUGUACCUCUUGAUUUUCCUCAAAUUUGUGCAAGCUGUUAUUCCAACAAUAGAAUAUGAUUACACAAGACACUUCACUAUGUAACUUUCCAGGAAUGUAGCUGGAGUUCUUCUUCAAAGUGGGCUGAAUGGAAUUGAGGCAGAGGCCAGCAACACAUAUAUACAAGCAGUUUUACAUAGUUAAACAACGUUAUGGGAAAUUGCAUUGGUAAAAGGUUUAAAUGAUUAACUCCCAGCUGUAACUCCAUAUGGCAUAUUCCUUUUUCAUUUUAACCCCUUCUCAUGCUUGCCUCAUGCAAAAAAGGUUUAAUAUUUACACUGGAUUGGAACACCAGUUCUAUAUUAUGUAUUAGUGGUUUCAAAAAGGAUCAACCGUUACUUCUGCUUACUGCUAUUUCUGACUAGGUGUGGAAUAAAUAAUGUACUGUGUUGCACCUGUUGAUUCUUGUGAGAUAGUGUCAUUUAUGACAAGUUGUUUAAAUGAUUUUGAGUUUUGGAAUUACUGUCCAUUAUAUCUAUUUCUGAUCCAAAGUAAGUGGCUAAUAGGUUUUUAAGUAUCCUUCUCAACAAUGUUGAUCAAAGUAUAUCGCAGUCUUUGACUCUGGCAUGUAAUUUCUCUGUUCUCUUGUUGUAUAUUGCUGCCUGAGGCAUAACAUUUUCACAGUGAGUGCCUGUGCAAGCAUCAUAUUCAGGCGCUACUAAUGUCUUUCCAAAUAAAGUAUUUGCAUACUUGCA
Silurus meridionalis is the source of this 1783-nucleotide messenger RNA. RefSeq names its product autophagy related 3 (gene atg3). The coding region runs from base 183 to 1133 and encodes 316 amino acids. Gene Ontology annotation, biological process: autophagy of mitochondrion; nucleophagy; autophagosome assembly. Gene Ontology annotation, molecular function: Atg8-family ligase activity. Gene Ontology annotation, cellular component: cytoplasmic ubiquitin ligase complex; cytosol. NCBI's taxonomy places the organism in Eukaryota, Metazoa, Chordata, Actinopteri, Siluriformes, Siluridae. The record is from RefSeq and is a predicted model, not a curated record. The transcript has 12 exons.